Molecule: messenger RNA, 2946 nt
Organism: Myotis brandtii (Brandt's bat)
Lineage: Eukaryota; Metazoa; Chordata; Mammalia; Chiroptera; Vespertilionidae
Gene: TBC1D1
Product: TBC1 (tre-2/USP6, BUB2, cdc16) domain family, member 1
Exons: 16
Coding region: 298-2631 (777 amino acids)
Source: RefSeq, a predicted model, not a curated record
UUCCGCGCUGUUCUCCUCCUCUGACUUGUCUCUCUGACCCAUGAAUGUCUAUACAAUGAAACCACCUUUAGGAAACAACGAUUUGCCACGAGGGAGGAUGGUGACGUCACGUGGGAGAAAUUAAGACCAAGAAAUGAGCAGCGAGAGAAUGAAUUGGUUAUUUCUUUCCUGAGAUGUUUAUAUGAAGAGAAGCAAAAAGUUCACACCCAUAUUGGGGAGGUAAAGCAGACAACACAGAUUGCAGCAGAGAAUAUUGGAAGUGAAUUACCAUCCAGUGCCACUCGAUUUAAGCUCGACAUGCUGAAAAACAAAGCGAAGAGAUCUUUAGCGGAGUCUUUGGAAAGUAUUUUGUCCCGGGGCAAUAAAGCCAGAGGCCUUCCGGAACAUUCUGCCAGCCUGGAUCUGGACAGCUCCGUGUCUAGCACAUUAAAUAACACCAACAAAGUUUCCUGGGAUCUGUCUGAUCUGCUGUCUGUCUGCCUCCAGGAGCCCUGUGUGUGUGACAAGGAGGCCUCACCCGCGUCUGAGAGCAGAACCAGGCUCCUGGGCUCCUCAGACGACCUGCUGUCCGGUGACACGGAGAGCCCUCCCACGGAAGAGCCUGCCCUGCUCUCCCCCCAGCAGGGCUACCGACGGCGGGCGAACACCCUGAGUCACUUCCCUGUGGAGUGCCAGGAGCCUCCGGAACCCAUCGAGGGCUCCCCGGGGGGCUCGCAGAGGAAACUUAUGAGGUACCACUCAGUGAGCACAGAGACGCCUCAUGAACGAAAUGGGAAUCAUCCACCUGUUGGCGAGUCUCAAAGUUGCUCAGGUCCUUCAGUUCCUGCUCCUCCACCUCGCCUUAACCCCUCCGACUCCUCACCAAAUUUUUUUAAGUCCUUAAAACAUAACACGAGUGGAGAACAAAGUGGGAAUGCCCUGCCUAAGAGCAUCUCCUACCGCAAUGCCCUGCGGAGAAAACUCCACUCUUCCUCCUCUGUGCCAAAUUUCCUAAAAUUUCUGGCUCCUGUAGAUGAAAAUAACACCUCUGACUUUAUGAGCACAAAAAGGGACUUGGACCCCAAGGCCCACCCUCUCGGCGACCCCAGCGGGACGCCUGUGAAGACGCGGAGACACUCGUGGAGGCAGCAGAUAUUCCUCCGCGUGGCGACCCCACAGAAAGCGAGCGACUCGCCCAGCAGAUACGAAGAUUAUUCUGAGCUGGGAGAGCUUCCGCCGCGGUCUCCGUUAGAGCCAGUUUGUGAGGAUGGGCCUUUCGGCCCUGUCCCGGAGGAGAAGAGAAGGACAUCGCGCGAGCUUCGCGAACUGUGGCGCAAGGCGAUUCUACAGCAGAUCCUCCUCCUCAGGAUGGAGAAGGAAAACCAGAAGCUCCAAGCUUCCAAAAACGACCUGCUGAACAAGCGCCUGAAGCUCGAUUAUGAAGAGAUCACGCCCUGCCUUAGAGAAGUGACGACGGUGUGGGAAAAGAUGCUGAGCACGCCGGGAAGAUCCAAAAUUAAGUUUGACAUGGAAAAAAUGCACUCGGCUGUUGGGCAAGGUGUGCCACGUCAUCACCGGGGUGAGAUCUGGAAGUUCCUCGCCGAGCAGUACCACCUGAAACACCAGCUUCCCCGGAAACAGCAGCCCAAGGACACGCCGUACAAAGAGCUCUUGAAGCAGCUCACCUCGCAGCAGCACGCCAUUCUCAUCGACCUUGGUCGAACCUUCCCAACACACCCGUACUUCUCGGCCCAGCUGGGCGCGGGGCAGCUGUCCCUUUACAACAUCCUGAAGGCCUACUCGCUUCUGGACCAGGAAGUGGGAUACUGCCAAGGCCUCAGCUUUGUGGCCGGCAUCCUGCUGCUGCACAUGGGCGAGGAAGAGGCGUUUCACAUGCUCAAGUUCCUGAUGUUUGACCGGGGGCUGCGGAAACAGUACCGACCGGACAUGAUCAUUUUACAGAUCCAGAUGUACCAGCUCUCACGGCUCCUCCACGACUACCACAGAGACCUCUACAACCACCUGGAGGAGCACGAGAUCGGCCCCAGCCUCUACGCCGCGCCCUGGUUUCUCACCGUGUUCGCCUCCCAGUUCCCCCUGGGAUUUGUGGCCAGAGUCUUCGAUAUGAUCUUUCUUCAGGGAUCAGAGGUCAUAUUUAAAGUGGCUUUAAGUCUGUUGGGGAGCCAUAAGCCCUUGAUUCUGCAGCAUGAAAACCUAGAGACCAUAGUCGACUUUAUAAAAAACACACUACCCAACCUGGGCUUGGUGCAAAUGGAAAAGACCAUCAAUCAGGUGUUUGAGAUGGACAUUUCUAAGCAGUUACAAGCGUAUGAAGUGGAGUACCACGUGCUUCAAGAAGAACUUAUCGAUUCCUCUCCUCUCAGCGACAACCAAAGAAUGGACAAAUUGGAGAAAACCAACAGCAGCUUACGCAAACAGAACCUCGACCUCCUGGAACAACUGCAGGUGGCAAAUGGUAGGAUCCAGAGCCUGGAAGCCACCGUGGAGAAGCUCCUGACCAAUGAAAGCAAGCUGAAGCAGGCUGCCCUGGCCUUGGAGCUGGAGAGGUCAGCGCUGCUGCGGACGGUGGAGGAGCUCCAGCAGCGGACCGCAGAGCUGAGGGCACCCCAGCCUGACCUCAUGCAGCCCUAGCCCGCGGGCGACUGACAGCAACUCGCCAGGGCACGGCCCGAGGAGACAUGGGACACCAUCCGACACUGUCCAGGCCUUAACCGAGAGAGACAGAAGAUGCUGGAGGGAGAGAGCGAGGCGCGGAGCAUGCUUCUCAGGGAGGAAACUGGCUCGCCAGCACGCGGAGUCUUCUGAACGGAAACUUGCGGAUCAGGGGGGAUGAGUGUCCCCGUGUUUUUAUUGUUGUUUAGGUUCCAGUGGGUCCUGAUGACUGUAAUCAGUAGAUUUAGACGGCAUGGACAUGAAUAAAUGCACUUUUAUGUUCUUUUUUCAGUA